AUGAGGAGCGAGAUCAGUUUGGCAUCCAGGUCAGAGCUCGGCAGAUCUGACAAGACGAGGACCAGACGCGAGCGAACGAAGUCGAAAGUGACAGGCAAGUUCGUGAAGGCCAAGACGGCCACUCUCAACGAGGGAUAUGUUGCCGAUUCAAACAGCAUCUGCGGUGUUCUGAAGAACAUCGCCGUUUACUGCUCCACCAGCCGGGCAGUGGCCAAUCUUAUGGCAGCCAUAGUUUUGACGGAUGCGAUUUGCACUUGCAUCGACGUGGAUGCUCGUGCUGCUGCAGAAGCGCCUCCACCUGCAACUCAGCUUAUAGCCGACAUGUGCCUGCUACUUUAUUCGCUCGAGACGGUCUGCCUUCUCACCGCGAAGGGGCUGGAAGUUUUGCGAGACUGGAUGGUCAUAACGGAUCUUGUGGUCAUUGGAUGUGGCUAUCUCGAAACGAUUCUUCACCAUGCAGGGUACGGCCAGUUCUUGCAGCAGUUUGGCCUGUUCCGGAUGCUUCGAUUAGUGCGGAUAUUGCGACUAACGAGGCUGUUGCGGAGGACGCGCGGAUUCCGCGAGCUUCAGAAGUUAGUGCGGAUGAUGGCAACCUGCAUAAAAACAUUAGGUUGGUCAUUGGUCUUUCUGUUCAUUAUCAUGACGAUUUGGGCGCUCCUGAUUGUGGAGGUUGUCCACCCUCUUAUGAAGACGGACGAGUUGGCCUCUGCUUUAGAGACAGAAGGCUGUGGUGACAGGUGCUUCAGAGCUACAUCCACAGUCUUGCAUGCGAACUUGCUCCUGUUCAAAACGGUGAUUGCCGGUGACAGCUGGGGCGAAAUCGCCGUUCCGACCAUCGAAGCGUUUCCCUUGACCGCCAUCAUCUUUGCCGGGUCCUUGUUGACACUCGUCUUUGGCGUUCUCAAUCUGAUUGUAGCUGUCGUGGUGGACACCUUCGCCGAGGCUAGACAGCGGGAUGUUCUUAACUUGGCGGAGGAGAUGGAAUACAACCAUGCAGCAGACCAAAGGUUUUUGGAACAAAUUUUUCAGCGGAUCGAUGCCGAUGGGAGUGGACAAGUCACCUUUGACGAGCUAUUGGAGGGAGCCCGUAAAGAUCCUGAGUUUCAGAGCCGGCUGCGGGUAAUGGACAUCGACGAGAGUGACUUGUUGCAGUUGUUCGAAAUGAUCGACGUGAACGGCGAGGGCGAGAUCGCUGCAGCCGAAUUCAUCGCGCCCUUGACUAGAUGGGUCCACGACUCGAAGACGGCACCCCGCUUCAUCAAGUACAACGUGCUUCGAUCACUUACUCAGCAGGAGGAACUUUACGAUUUGACCAAAAGCUACUUCGACAUCCUAGAUACCCGCAUCCAAGAGCUGUCUGAUUCCUUGGCGCGAGUCGCUCCUGGUCCUCUGGGCAUCCUGGCACAGGCCGCCCAGGCGGGCCUUGGUAGCACCGGCCUCCAGUCCCUCAGGUCCCUCAUGACGGAGGAAAUGGAGUGUGCAGAUGGGGCUGCAGAGCUUGCAGAAGCGCAGGAAGUGGAUGCCGAAGUGGAGCAGCCACAUGCAUCAAAACCCGCUUUGUUAGGAGUUCAGGCCGGAGUUCGCCAAGGAUCAUCAGAAGUGCAGGAGGCGCUCAAGGUUGCGAUGGGCAACUUAGAGGCCGUGGUGGAGACUGCCUUGAAGGAUGGCAAAGCAGGCCCUCUGCAGCCAGGCAGGCCGCACAAGCGCAGCUCAAGGCGUGUUCCAUCACUUCCGGAGCUGGAGAACAACAUCUUCGAAAGAAACAGACGUGCAAGCCGAGCAGGCUCCAAGGAGGACAAUCCUCCUCCCAGUCUCUCCUUGUCAAAUCCGACAUCCAAAGCUCUCCCGACGGCGACGGCGGCGGCGCCGAAGUUCAAGUUCCAAAGGCGGCCGGUGGGUUUCUUCAACGCUCCAGGUGCCGGCCAACCAGCAGAGGCGGUCUCCGAGCGAUGGAGGCGAGUCUCUCAUUCGGAUGAUGGCGGCGACAGUCGCGACACGAGCACGUGGCGAAGGCACAAUCCUGUUGCCAGCAUCGAUGUUGGCGCGUUGCGAAAGCUUCACGCUUCGCGAGCUCAGCCGACCGAGUCGACCGAGCCGUCACCGAAUCGGAUACGCCGACUGAGCAGCGAAUAA
This is a messenger RNA of Symbiodinium sp. CCMP2592, 2133 nucleotides long. The record is from the annotation of a GenBank genome assembly. NCBI's taxonomy places the organism in Eukaryota, Dinophyceae, Suessiales, Symbiodiniaceae.